AUGAGUCGUGCUGAGGUUGAUUUGCAGACAAGUGUCAAGAAAGCUUGUAAUAGCGAUGAAGUGCCACCAAAGCGUAAGCAUGUCCGAGCAUGUAUUGUCUACACAUGGGACCACAAGAAUUCACGUGCAUUUUGGAAUGCAGUCAAGAUCCAGCCUUUGCAGAGCUCGGAAAUCCAGUUGUUCAAAGCAUUGAUAAUGAUCCAUAAGGUAUUGCAAGAAGGUCAUCCAAACACACUUAAAGAUGCGUUCCGCAACAGAGACUUUAUCGGGUCCUUGGCAACGGUUUUUCCUAGUCACGGACUGGCAUAUGGAAAAUUGAUAUACCAGUACGACAAGUAUCUUUUGCAGAAAUUGGAUUUCCACCGCAACAAUCCAGGUUUUAAUGGUACUUUUGAGUACGAGGAAUACCUUUCCUUGAGAGCUGUAAAUGAUCCGAACGAAGGUUACGAGUCAAUUUUGCAGUUGAUGGAUCUUCAAGAUCUGAUCAAUGACUUGCAACAACUUAUUUUUGCUACUAUCCACCAAAGCCGCAACAAUUUGUGUAAAGUUAGUGCUUUGGUGCCUUUGAUUUCGGAGUCAUAUGGUAUAUACAAGUUCUGCAUCUCAAUGCUCAGAGCUUUGUAUCAGCAAUUGGGCGAGGAUGAAGCACUCAAGGUAUUGUUUGAUAGGUUUGAAUCGCAGCAUUUCAUGCUUCGUGAUUUCUACACAGAUUGCCAUUCAAUAAAAUUUUUGACAAGCUUGAUAACUAUACCUCGUCUCCCCAAUAGUUCACCCGAUUUAAUGGUCCAAGAGGACGGCCAGCCAGCUCCACGCGCCCGUUCUGUGAGUGAUCUUGGUGAUAAUCACCAGCUUUCGCAAAUAUCGUCUCGUGCCACUCCGAGCCUCGCCGAGGAACCUUUUACUGCGCCACCUGAAUCCGUUGACAAUUUGUACACUGAACGUAAUGACAAUUUGUACCAGCAACAACAAGAGCAAGAGCAACUUCAGCAACAAUUGGAGCUCCAAAGACAACAGCAAUUGCAACAACAGGAGCAGCAGCAGAGAUUGUUUGAACAGCAGCAGCGGGAGCAAGAGCGUAGAUUCAUGGAAGAGCAAAGGGCCCUCCAAAUGCAGCAAACCCAGCAAAACCAAGGUCGUGUAGCGGAGUUGGAGCGUGAUUUGCUCAUGUUCAAGAGCCAAUAUGACAAUGAUCAGCUGCUUUUGCAACAGUACGAUUCAAGAGUGAAAAGUUUGGAGAAUGAGUUAGCUGCCUUCAAUGACACAGCAGCACAACAAGUCAACUCCAAGAGCGAGCAAAUAAAGAAUUUAGAAGACCAAAUCGCAAAUUGGACCAAGAAGUAUGAGUCCCUUGCCAAGCUUUAUUCACAGUUGCGUCAAGAACAUUUGAAUUUGUUGGCCAAGUUCAAAAAAAUUCAACAAAAAAUUAGCAGUGCUCAGGAGUCCAUCUUGAAGAAGGAGAAACUAGAGAAGGAUCUUAAGGCUAAGAAUAUUGAGUUGGCAGAUUUGAUCCGUGAAAGAGACAGAGCUAGACUCGAAUUGGAUAGAGUCAGGGCGGGCAAGGAUCAAGAAAUUGAGAAGCUUGAAACACAAAUAAGAGAACUCAAUGUGUCUGCAUCGGAGUCAGGAAAGUUGCAGAAUAUGAAUCUUAGUUCACUCAUGGCCAAACACGAACGAGAAUUGAGUGACUUGCAACUGCAGCUCAAGGAAAGAAACAACAAGCUCGAGCAAUUGGGCGACUUAAACGGGUUGGAAGCCAAAUUGAGAGAUAAGGAUAUUGAGUUGGAAAUCGCCAACCAAUCUCUUGAAGCAGCAUACCAAGAACUCACCCGGUUCAAGGAAGACCAAGAUGAUAUUGUGAAUGCAGAGAUUGACCACAUUAUCAUGGAGCAUCUAUCCAAAUUCAAGGGGUUGAUUGAUUUAUUUUUGGACAACAAUAUCAAAAGGGUGUUGGACACAAAGCGUCAGCUUACCUUACCGGGCCACACCGGAACUUAUGGUUCAUCUCCCGAACAUUUACUUUCCAUCAUUGAGCAAUGCUCAGACGUGGCAACUGAUUUGGCAUCGACAUUCAACGAAUACAUUGCGGAAAAUAACAACCAAGACGAAGAAGUGUUUUCCAAAAUCAUUUUGAAUACUUCCUCGUUGGCAACUUUUUUGAACGAGUUGGCAUUGAACGCCAAGGCUUUUGCAAAGGGUUCGCCCAGCGCAGACGAAGAGUCUAUAUUGCUGCAAAUGAGCAAUAUUUUGGACGAUGCGGAAAAUUACUAUUCCGGCUUGAAAACUAACGAGUUGGACAAGUUUAAAUCUGACGACGACAAGAUUGACGCUGUCAUUGAUCUCAAUCUCGAGUUGCAAACCUCAAUGAAACUACUAGGAGGACUCUUUGACGAAUUGCGGAGCUCAAGUGCAAUUGAUUUCAAGGGUGGUAACUUAGAGGAUCUUUUGGACAGAGAAUUGAGCCAAACUGUGAAGACUGUUGAUCAUGCAUCACAAUUCUUGACAAACUUAAUGAAAGACGUUACCAUUUACGGCGGAGACGUCAAGGUGCACGAAGCGCUUCUUGCCUGUGCCAAAGCGAUAACAGAUGCAGUUGCCCGUUUGAUAAAAGCUUCGGUGUCUUCACAAAAGGAGAUUGUCGAUAGAGGAAUGGGCAAACAGUCUCGAACGGAGUUUUACAAGAAGAACAACAGAUGGACGGAAGGUCUCAUCAGUGCCGCUAAGGCAGUAGCCGGAGCAACUAACAUCUUGAUCCAUACUUCAGAUGGGGUGUUGAGACAAAAAAACAGCCACGAAGAGUUGAUUGUUGCGUCUAAUGAGGUUGCGGCAUCUACCGCACAACUAGUGGCAGCUUCGAGAGUCAAGGCCGACUUUGUUUCCAAGUCUCAGAACACGUUGGAGGAUGCGUCAACCAGUGUCACCUCAGCAUGCAAAGCUCUCGUCGAACAAGUUAGAAGUUUGUUAAAGAAGGAGGAGGAGGUAGAGACGAUUGACCUCAGCAAACUUACUCCAUAUGAGGGUAAGACAAUUGAAAUGGAGCAACAAGUCCUCAUAUUGAAAUUGGAGAAUAAGCUUCUUUCUGCCAGAAAACGCUUGGGUGAAAUUAGAAGACAUGGUUACAGAGACGAUAACAGCGAUGAUGAGUAA
Lodderomyces elongisporus is the source of this 3144-nucleotide messenger RNA. RefSeq names its product Sla2p (gene SLA2). Gene Ontology annotation, biological process: endocytosis; clathrin coat assembly; actin filament organization. Gene Ontology annotation, cellular component: actin cortical patch; clathrin-coated vesicle. The record is from RefSeq and is a predicted model, not a curated record. Lineage: Eukaryota; Fungi; Ascomycota; Pichiomycetes; Serinales; Debaryomycetaceae. The coding region runs from base 1 to 3144 and encodes 1047 amino acids. Gene Ontology annotation, molecular function: clathrin-cargo adaptor activity; clathrin light chain binding; actin filament binding. The transcript has a single exon.